This is a messenger RNA of Fomitopsis serialis, 360 nucleotides long. RefSeq lists its product as uncharacterized. NCBI's taxonomy places the organism in Eukaryota, Fungi, Basidiomycota, Agaricomycetes, Polyporales, Fomitopsidaceae. The transcript is spliced from 2 exons. Bases 1 to 360 code for a protein of 119 amino acids. The record is from RefSeq and is a predicted model, not a curated record.
AUGGUGGGCAGACCCGCCCACUUGCCCGUGGACCCGCAGACCCGCCUGCACCCGUGCAAAACCCGUACCCGCCGUCGCGGUCUGUACCCGGGCGGGUACGGGUACGGGUACACCUCGGGACACCCGCGGGUGUACCCGUGCUCUGCACUAGUUGGUCCAAGCAUCGCAUUUUUCGGCAAUGCCAUUGUGACACUUACCGGCGUGAAGUGGAGCCAAAUCCUGUCAAACGCACGCGAACCUCUUGCCACCGAGGACGUGGCAACCAAAUUCUUGGCUGCCGAAGCAUUGAUCGACAACUAUGACGACCUGUAUUCGGACUCGUAUUCCAACAUUGUUGAGGAUGAUAACACGAAGUUUUGA